AUGGAUCAGGAAAUUGAGAAUACUAGAACUGAUUGCUGGUUGGAAAAGAUCGAAGAUCCUGAAAUGGAGUUGGGUUGCACCAAGUUGGUGAUGGAGAUCGAGGCCACAAUUACAUACCCAGCCAGAUAUUCGGAGGAAGAAGAAGAUGGAGAUGAUGAGGACUACUCCGAUAUCAAUCAAAUUCUAGCACAAGACAGCAACAGUUAUGAGGACACACUCGAACUUAACUUCUUGAUGGACGACAACAAUGGAACCGCCCCGACUCGAUUUAUGAUGGAACAAAUAUCUAGCAAGCUCUUCGACUUGAAUGUUCCCUUUAGGGAUCAUGAAUCCAUAGCAGACAAAAUAUUGAACGAUGUCUUUGCGGUGGCAAGAGAUCCCAGUCGUAAAGCCGACGGCAAGAUUUUGUGUAUGAGGGCCGUCAUCCAUGCUUUUGGGGAAGAAUUGGGAGAUGAGGAUAUGGACAUUGACCCUAAAUUUGUGCCUGCAAGUAAAUCGGCUUUGGAGAAAUUGGAGAGGGCGAUCGUUGUCCAAGUCUCAACGAUGUGUUCGGUUUGUAGGGAGGAGCUUGUGGCUGGUUCCGAAGCAACUCGGAUGCCGUGUUUGCAUCUUUACCAUGAGAGUUGCAUUGUAGAGUGGCUGGGUAAAAGCAAGUACUGCCCACUGUGUCGAUAUUCCAUGCCAAGUGAUUAG
Rosa chinensis is the source of this 693-nucleotide messenger RNA. Its product is annotated as E3 ubiquitin-protein ligase CIP8. The record is from RefSeq and is a predicted model, not a curated record. The coding region runs from base 1 to 693 and encodes 230 amino acids. NCBI's taxonomy places the organism in Eukaryota, Viridiplantae, Streptophyta, Magnoliopsida, Rosales, Rosaceae. The transcript has a single exon.